GCAGGCAGGCGGCAACUCCCAGUCCUCAGAUGAGCUGGAGGCUGUAGAGCUGCGAGAUCGAGCCCGGGCUGCGCUGCUGAACCGCUGAAGCACGGAGUGGGCAUUUCUCUGCACAGAGUAAAUACUAAAUACCCCCCCUGGAGUAAAUGUGGGGAGUGGGCAGCUGUGGCCACCCGGGAUCCCACCACCGAUGACUGAGACCUUUGCACCUUGGAUGGUCUCAUUGCAUCUGCUGGGAUGUUAGCUCGCAGGAGAGCACUUUGAUUUGGUCCCUGUCCCUCUCUAUCUCAUCUUCCACCAUGCAUGCCCAGGGAGGCUGCUCUGCUGAGGACCUCGGCCAGCUCCCUGAUGAGGAGCUCCUGAGGUCCAGCAAGGAGGACCUGAUCCAGAGGCUGAGGAGAGCGGAGGGCGAGAACAUGAGCCUGAUGUUGGAGCACGGGAACCUGAUGAAGGACGUCAACCGGAGGCUGCAGGUCCACCUGCACGAGAUCAGGGGCUUGAAGGAGGUCAACCAGAAACUUCAGGAGGACAACCAGGAGCUGAGGGAGCUGUGCUGCUUCCUGGACGACGACCGGCAGAAGGGCAAGAAGCUGUCCAGGGAAUGGCAGAGGUUCGGCAGGCACACCGCCGGGGUGAUGUGGAAGGAGGUGGGGGCUUACCAGCAGAAGCUGAAGGAGCUGGAGACCAAGCAGGAGGCUCUGCUCAGGGACAACCUGGAGCUCAAGGAGAUAGUUCUGAUGCUGGACGAGGAGAGGAACGGGGCCGGCUCACGGAGUUCCAUCGACAGCCAGAGCAGUCUGACCAACCUGAAUGGAGGCUCUGCCACCAGAGAUGUAGGGGAUGGGAGCAGCACCUCCAGCGCGGGCAGCGCAGGGAGCCCGGACCACCACCACCACCACCACCAUCACCCCAAGCCAGCGGAGGGUAAAUCUGGGACCAUCAGGAGGUCUGUGGAUGACCUGUCCACCCUUCCCCACCACAGGAGCAUCCCUAACGGGCUGAAUGAUUCGUCUUCCAACUACAUCCGGCAACUAGAGACCAAAGUGAAACUCCUUGAGGACGACCAUAAAAUCUUGUCACAGCAUUCCAGCCACAGCGAAUUGAGGACUUUACGGAAAGGCUUAUCUCCAUACCACUCGGAGUCCCAGCUGUCAGCGCUGUCCCAGUACCCGGAGAACCUGCAGAAUGGCUCUGUGCGGAUACCUCCUGACAUCACAACAACUCCCCCCGGUGGCUACAUCCCAGCGGUGCAGAAGCCGGAAGCUGUUGUGCACGCAAUGAAGGUCCUGGAAGUGCAUGAAAACCUGGACAGACAGGCGCCGGACAGCUACGAGGAAGACCUCAGUGAGAAGGAGAAGGCGAUUGUGCGAGAGAUGUGCAAUGUUGUAUGGCGAAAGUUGGGAGAUGCAGCGAACUCAAAACCUUCGAUCAGACAGCACCUAUCUGGAAAUCAAUUCAAAGGACCUUUGUAGAAAACAUUUUUUUUUCCUAUUGAAAAGAAGCUGAAAGGCGUCAGGCACUUGUAAUGACGAACUGUAUAUAUGGCCACUCAAGGGCAGAACAUAAGCUGCAGACACAAUAUAUUGUAUAUACAUUUACCCGGAAGACUAUACAAUACUUUUGUACAGACUGUAGAUGGACGUUAGGAAACCAGAAGCACUGACCGCCUCUUCUAUAUAAUACGCGCAAUGUGCAAUAAUAGAUCGCUAUCCUGGAGCUUACGUCAGGCUCUUUGGCUAUUGAACUACAAUUCCCAGCAUGCACCACCAGCCGUGAGCUGUCCACCCAAGACUUGUUUAGAUCAUCAGAUGAAUGUUUGUAGAAUGACAAUGUGGGUUUUGUCUGACCACUAAUUAGACAUUUUAGUAUUAUGACACACUGGAUUAUUUCGUAACGACGUGUUAAAUCUUUGUGGAAAACGAGAAUUUCAUCCUUUUAUUUACCAGACAUGAGAACAAAACAGGAUAUUUUUGUAAAGAACAAGAGGUCACAAGGAAACUGGGAUUUUUUUCCUCCCCUUGUUUUGUGAACUUUCUACUGGACUAAAUAUUCUGGGUACUUGAACGAUUUCUAUUCUGAUCAAUAUUUCUUUGAACUGAUGGAACCGGUUUAAAAAAAGAAAAAAAGAAAAAGAAAAUUUAAAGUUUUUCAGGAACUUGUAGAUUUAUAUUCCUGCAAAGACCAAAAUAUUUUUUUCCCCUCCAACCUGCUGUAUAUAAAGUGGAUGGAUUUCUAUUUUGUUACGAUGCUGUAUUAGAUAAUGUAGAAGUUGACAGAGAAUAUAUUCAUUUUAUGUCAGGAUAUAAAAGUCUAUGUAUA
This is a messenger RNA of Pseudophryne corroboree (corroboree frog), 2319 nucleotides long. It is a transcript of the gene CCDC85C, whose product is annotated as coiled-coil domain containing 85C. NCBI's taxonomy places the organism in Eukaryota, Metazoa, Chordata, Amphibia, Anura, Myobatrachidae. The transcript is spliced from 6 exons. Bases 300 to 1472 code for a protein of 390 amino acids. The record is from RefSeq and is a predicted model, not a curated record. Gene Ontology annotation, cellular component: apical junction complex.